Messenger RNA from Effrenium voratum, 474 nucleotides. NCBI's taxonomy places the organism in Eukaryota, Dinophyceae, Suessiales, Symbiodiniaceae. The record is from the annotation of a GenBank genome assembly.
AUGAGCUUUGACGUGGAGCGCAACCUCGGCCACGUGGACGAGCACUGGAAGAAAAUCAAUGGGAACCGCAAGAUCCAGGGGGCGUUGCCUGCCCGGCCUCCCAAGAAGAAGAGGCCAGAGCUGGCGACGAUGACCAGAACUGCGGAAGAUGCCAGCUGGUUCGUGCAGGACGACCUAGAGACCACCUACUACAUCAGUGAGCAUCCUCUCGAGGAUGAGCGCCCCGCGUGCCUCCGCGUGGAUGUAGAGCCCCCGUGCAGCCCCAAGUUUGUGAGGCCGCCCUCCGCGCCGGACGCGCAGAUCUACAUCUCCGAACGCGGCUUCAGAGAGCCGGAGCCCAUGCCAACGAGGAGUCUGGCGAGAUCGCAGACCGCCUGCUGGCUGUCCCAAGAGCACGCUGCUAUGAGGAACAUGAACAAGCGCCUGAAAGAGAAGGGUUUCACGCUGCCGGGGCAAAUCGGUGAACCUUUAUGA